Messenger RNA from Alternaria arborescens, 570 nucleotides. RefSeq lists its product as hypothetical. The record is from RefSeq and is a predicted model, not a curated record. The transcript has a single exon. The coding region runs from base 1 to 570 and encodes 189 amino acids. Lineage: Eukaryota; Fungi; Ascomycota; Dothideomycetes; Pleosporales; Pleosporaceae.
AUGGCCAAGACCAACGCCCGAUUAUUGUUGCUACAUCUUUUGGUGUGUCUGACAACUGCUUCCACUGUUCAACCAACUGUCAAAACAACAAAUGGCACGCUGGUUGGAGUUAGAAAUGCACAAUACAACCAGGACUUCUUCUUAGGCAUUCUGUAUGCCCAACCGCCCAUUGGAAAUCUCAGAUACAAGCGUCCCGAGCCCCUCCAUCAGCCUUGGGAGCAGCAGAAUGCUACCGAAACUGGCCCAUGGUGCCAUUCGUCGCCUCUUACGUUGCCCGUGUUCUCGCAGACCGGAAACUCUCACGAAGAAAGCGAAGACUGCUUAACGCUCAAUAUUGUACGGCCAGCCACUGCUCAUAGCAUCUCCAAGUUUCCUGUCCUUGUCUACAUCCAUGGUGGAGGUGUUCAGGAGGGCAGCGGCGCGGAUCAGAGGUACAACAUGUCUUUCCUGGUACAAGAAUCAGUUGGCGCUGGAGCGCCGAUCAUUGGCAUCACCAUCAACUACCGACUUUCUGGCUUUGGCUUCCUAUCUGGUAGCGCGCUACAAAAGUCCGGCGUUAUGAACCUAUGA